Molecule: messenger RNA, 1906 nt
Organism: Lycium barbarum (goji berry)
Lineage: Eukaryota; Viridiplantae; Streptophyta; Magnoliopsida; Solanales; Solanaceae
Product: serine/threonine-protein kinase GRIK2-like
Exons: 13
Coding region: 494-1738 (414 amino acids)
Biological process (GO): intracellular signal transduction; protein phosphorylation
Cellular component (GO): cytoplasm
Molecular function (GO): ATP binding; protein serine/threonine kinase activity
Source: RefSeq, a predicted model, not a curated record
CACUUUCCUUUCUUUAUUCCUUUAUCUCUCUCUCCACUUUGUAUUUUCCACAAACAAAAACUCCACAGCCCUAAUAAUUAUCUCUAAAUUCCCCUAAAUAUCAUUUAGGGUUUCGAAAAUCAAAUUCGUUGAUCACUAAUCCAGUCAAAAUUAAUCCUUUAGACAACUGUCAAGUAAAUUGUUCAGUCAACUAAUUUACAGUAAAAAAGGUCAGGUUUUUUAUGAGGCUCCGUGGCUCGUGAGAAGUGGAAUAUACUAGCCUGCCAGGUUCUGUCACUAAUUGUUGUAGUAAACUGGAGCGCAUUUCACUAUGUCGGGAUUCAAUCGCAAUGGAAUUAAUUUGAUCAACUGCUUCUUUCAUUUUUCUGAAUGGCAUCCAAUUGAGUAGCAAAAUUGACGGGGGCUUGAAGCCCAUUUCCUUUUUUUAAGGUGUUGGGAUCAAAUUGUUUUCGGGUUGUAUAGUGUAGUCAUUACAACAAUUCUGUAGUUUCUGAUGUUUGGUAAGGGGCGUUCUGUUGCCAAAGGGACAGAAAUGGGGUGCUGUGGGUGUUUUGGAUUCUGUUUUGCAAGAAAACACAAAAGAGUGGGAAGGCCCAAUUUGGGAUUGAGAAGUAACUGUUCUCAGGAGUCUUUGUUAUAUGAUGAGGGGGAGGAGGAAGAUGGUUACAAUGGUGAUGUUACUGAUACUGGUAAUGGGGAUGACGGUGAGUUUCGCAUCCCAGUCAAAUGCUCUGAAGAGAUUCUCAUGUACAGAGCUCAAAAUGGGUUGGUUUGCAGGGAGAUCCCUGUCAAGGAAACCCACAAAGUUGUACGGGAUGAGGAUGAAGAUGGGAACAAGAUGGUUAAUGAGUAUGUACGCGAAUUUAAGAUUGGGUCUGGUAGCUAUGGAAAAGUGGUUCUAUAUAGGAGCCGUACUGACGGAAAACGUUAUGCCCUAAAGGCCUUCCGCAAGUCUCAUUUAUUAAAGUUGCGAGUGGCACCUUCAGAAACUGCAAUGUCGGAUGUUCUCCGUGAGGUUUUAAUCAUGAAAAUGCUGAGCCAUCCCAAUAUAGUUAAUCUUAUAGAGGUGAUUGAUGAUCCAACAACAGAUCACUUUUACAUGGUCCUUGAAUAUGUGGAAGGAAAAUGGGUUUGUGAGGGUGCUGGUCCAGCCGGUGGUCUUGGAGAAAAUAAGGCACGGACAUACUUGCGUGACACAGUGUCCGGCUUGAUGUAUCUACAUUCUCAUAAUAUAAUCCAUGGGGAUAUUAAGCCAGAAAAUCUUUUAGUUACGGCCUCUGGCAGGGUGAAGAUUUGUGAUUUCAGCGUCAGCCAAGCUUUUGAGGAUGAUAAUGAUGAGCUUAGGCGCUCUCCAGGCACUCCUGUUUUUACUGCUCCUGAGUGCUGCCUAGGACUAACAUAUCAUGGAAAAGCUGCUGAUACAUGGGCAGUUGGUGUCACCCUUUACUGCAUGGUGUUAGGAAAGUACCCAUUUCUAGGAGAAACACUCCAGGACACAUAUGACAAGAUAGUAAAUAACCUCCUCUCUCUCCCUGAUGGUAUGGAUCCCCUGCUGAAAACUUUGCUUGAGGGACUUCUCUGCAAAGAUCCAGCACAAAGGAUGACUCUCCAGAGUGUUUCUGAGCAUGAAUGGGUUGUUGGUGACGAAGGUCCGAUCCCUCGGCAUUUAUGUUGGUGCCAGCGCCAAAAAUUACGGAAGGAAGUAUCAGAUGGAAAUGUGGAGGAUACUUUCACUUGAUACUCUAAACAGAAAGAUGUCCUGUGACUUCAAUUAAUUUUCUGUAUCUACUUUUUAAGUUAAUGAGUUAUGGAAUGGUAGCUAGAAUACUGUUAUACAGGCAAAAGAAUAUAGGACAGUAUAAUGUUACCUUCUCAAAAAAAAAAAAAAAAAAAAAAAAAAAAAGAA